Taeniopygia guttata (zebra finch) is the source of this 1904-nucleotide messenger RNA. It is a transcript of the gene CABP2, whose product is annotated as calcium binding protein 2. Gene Ontology annotation, molecular function: calcium channel regulator activity; calcium ion binding. The record is from RefSeq and is a predicted model, not a curated record. NCBI's taxonomy places the organism in Eukaryota, Metazoa, Chordata, Aves, Passeriformes, Estrildidae. Gene Ontology annotation, cellular component: cytoplasm.
AGGCCGCCGAGGGGGCGUGGCCUCGCCGGCGGCGCGCCGGCACGUGCCCCGCGCCCGGGCCCGGGUCGGGUUUCGGCUCUGAAACCGGAGCCCCCCGUCCGCCCCCCCGGAACCCCCCGGGGCGCCCCGCUCCCCCCCCUCCAGCGCCCCGGGGGGUUGCUGCGCUCCACCCGAUCUCCUGCGCUGCACGGCGGGUCCCGGGGACGGCGCUGGCCUCGUCCCUGCGAGGGCCGAGCGCAGUUUCGGGGCGAUCUGGUUUCCUCCUGCUUGGCCCCGGUCCUGGGGAGAAGCAGCGGGAGCGGGCGGAAUGUUCUUCCUCUUCCGCGGGCCGCAGCGGCGCGGCGCUGGCAGCCCCGCGCCCCCCACCUGCCGGGGCGCCCCCCGGUGCCACGGCCCCGGCCGAAGGGCUGCCCGCGGCUCCCGCCCGGGCCCUUGGCUCAGGCGUCCCGGCACCGCCGGCACUGCGGGCAGCCAGGGGAGGUUAAGCCGUAGUGGUGCGUCCCCCGUGGAGCUUCAGCGGGCUGCCGAGGAGCCGGGGCCCCGGCCGCCCCCCGCUUUUGGGCAGGAUGGGAAGCCACGUUCAGGCGCUCCAGGCUCUGGCACAGGGGACCCUGAGGACAUGCUGGACGCGGCGCAGACACCCCCGAUGCAGGGAUACUCGGUGCUGCAGGGGCUGGUGGGGCCGGCCUGCAUCUUCCUGCGGCAGAGCAUCGCCAUCACCCAACGGGACCGGGAGCUGCGGCCCGAGGAGAUCGAAGAGCUGAAGCAGGCGUUCCGGGAGUUUGACAAGGACCACGACGGCUACAUCAGCUACAAGGACCUGGGCGAAUGCAUGCGGACCAUGGGCUACAUGCCCACGGAGAUGGAGCUCAUCGAGCUGUCCCAGCAGAUCACCGGGGGCAAGGUGGAUUUUGAUGAUUUCGUGGAGCUGAUGGGCCCUAAGAUGCUGGCGGAGACGGCGGAUAUGAUUGGGAUCAAGGAGCUGCGUGACGCCUUCCGUGAGUUUGACACCAAUGGGGACGGACAGAUCAGCAUGGCGGAGCUGCGGGAGGCCAUGCGCAAGCUCCUGGGGCAGCAGCUCAACUAUCGGGAGGUGGAUGAGAUCCUCAAGGAUGUAGAUCUCAAUGGUGAUGGCCUGGUGGACUUUGAAGAGUUUGUACGGAUGAUGUCGCGCUGAGGGCGGUGUGUGCCAACACGGGACCUGAGCCCCCCGUGCCUUACGAAGACGAGGGGGCCACAGAGGGACCCCCAGCUCCAGGGGCUGGGGCAGUGCUGGCACAGUGGUGCCCGUGCCUGGGGUGAGGCUGGGCGGGGAGCUGCUCCGAUGCUGAGGUCUGACCGUGGUGGGAGGCACUGGGGCCAAAGUCAGGACCCUUUUCUGCACAGGCUCAGCCAAGCUUCAACUACUCUCGCCCUCAUCUCUGCUCUCUCCCUGCAUCAUCCCCCUCCCCACCCGGACCUCAUCCUAAAAGUCACACCAUCAUGGUCCCCUCUUCUUCAGCUGUUCCCCAUCCCUGCUGCUCAUCCCUCCAGCCUCCAUUCCCACUUUGUGUGCCGCACUGAGCCCCUCAGGCUCCCUCCACACCAGGUUUAAUACGGACUGCACAGCAUAACCUGCCCCAUCACCAUGGUUUGAGCUCAGACCCACCUCAGACCAGCCUAGGGUGAGGCGUCCCUCCCCUUUUGGGGCUGGCACAGACCCUCAUGGAUGUUCUGGCAGCCCCCAGCACAGAGGAGACUCCUGGCAGCCCAGCAAGGAGACCCUCCAGGAGAGAAAUAAAGCAUUACUGGGUGGAAGGGCCUCAGCCAGCUGCAGGCAGGGCUGCUGUAGGUACCCUCCCUGCCCUGGCUGCAGUUUUGGGGCCAAUUUUGCCCUUUUGAAAUGAUAAAACUCUCUCUACAGA